AUGGAAGCUACAAGUUCCCCUGAUGAAGCAGGUUUGGAUUCCACUCUCAAAUAUGAAAAAAGUCGAUAUAAUAAUGCCAAUGUAUUUCUCCCGAAUACUCCAAUUAUAAUCAAAAUUGUUCAUUCUUGCGAAUCCCAGAUAAUAAUAGAUGCUGGAAACCAGUUACAAUCAAGAACUGGGUCAUUAGCUGGGAAACAACUCCCCCAUGGCAGUCUUGUACUCACUAACCAGAGUUGGUACGAGCUAAGAUUGAAACAUGGAGAUUUUGAAUGGAGUGUUCGCCGCACUUUGGCGGAAUUAAAGUCCUUCCAUACUUCGUUUAUGCUACAGAGAGCCUUGCUAUCAAUAAGUAAUAAAAGAAAGGACAGCCGUCGAAAACUCAAUCCGUUUCCUCCAACUUUUGAAUUUGCUAAUGAGAAGAAACUAUAUAAUCGCAGAGUUAUGUUGGAAAAGUACAUUCAGAGCAUUAUCGAUGUACGAGAAUACCGAGAAACAGAUCUAGUCCUCAGACUUCUUGAAGUAUCACCUUUGUCUUUCGUGAAUUGUUCCGGUGGUUUGAAAUUAAAAGAGGAUUUUGUUAAUAAGUUGCCAUCGUACAAUUACUUUAAUAAGUGCUGUUGUGUGUCAGGAAUCUGUCUACAGAAGCGGUGGCUUAUUUUAAAAGAUAGCUACUUCGUAUACAUGAAACAACAUGGAGAUAAAGUGAAAGCCAAAGAUAUCGACAAAUCAGCAAAAGGAAAACUAAGACUGGCGUUUUCAAUUGAACUCAGUGGGAAAAACCGAUCAUGGCGUUUGUGUAAUAUAUUCUUAAUGGACCAAAACUUUGCGUUUAAAACGAGGAUAGUAGAGCGAUCAGGACAGUGUCAGCUGAAACUAUAUAAUUCCCUUGGCGAGUUAGUUGUCAUUUGUCAAUCAGAUGAUCGAAUGAAUGAUUGGAACAAAAGAUUUCAUACAAUACAAUCGUUUGGAUCAUAUGCACCUCCGAGGUCUGAUACGCAAAUAUGCAUGUUUAUAGAUGGGGCUUGUUAUAUGGAAGCCGUGGCUAAAGCAAUUUCUCAAGCGCAACACGAAGUUUUUAUUACUGACUGGUGUAUGCAUCCCACUGUAUUUCUUAGACGUCCAGUACGAGAUAACACAUGGCGCUUAGAUAUGCUGCUUCACGCAAAGGCAAAACAGGGAGUUAAAAUCUAUAUAAUGCUUUAUAAAGAAAGUGAACUCGCCGUUAAAUUUCGAAGCAUAAAAGUAAAGCGUUGGCUUCGAUCUCUGCAUUCUAACAUAUACAUAUACCGUUCUCCACGAUCUACACGCUUAUGGAGUCAUCAUGAGAAAAUGGUCGCUGUUGAUCAGUCAAUAGUUUUUCUUGGUGGAAUUGAUCUGUGCUUUGGUCGAUGGGACACCAAUAACCACAGGUUACAGGAUGUUCACAAAAUCGCUAAAGUUCAGGAGGUCAAUGCAGAAUUAAGAAGAAUAAAAAGUCUACGUAAACGAUCAAGGGGAACUUUACACCCUCAAGGUAAACAAAGUUCUGAUUUUGUUAACUUGGAAAUGCAAACAAUUGGCUCAGAAAGUGAUCUGACAAACUCAAGUUGUGAUCAAACGCCCAAGCCACGUCAUCGUAGACUGACUAAUGCGAUUCAACGUGCAGGAGAUGCAAUGCUUUCUAUUAUGUAUCAAAUGGCAUUGGAUAAAAAAGAAAGUUUAAGAGUUUUGAAUGCUCAAAUGAGUCCUGCUUACUGUGAGUCAGAAUGGGGAAACUAUGAUAAUGAUACGCAUUUAGUAUAUGAUAAUCCAUCUUAUGAAGACGAUGCUACAACAAAUGUUAUGAUACGCAAAGAAUUGGCCUCGCUGGAAGAGCUUUCACAAGCCGGUCAAAGAUGCACUUGGAUUGGACAAGAUUAUGUCAACUGGAGUUUAGUUGAACCAACUGCCAAAGAGCAUCCAGCAUUGGAUUUAGUAGAUAGAACAUGCGUUCCACGUAUGCCAUGGCAUGAUGUUGGCUGUGUGUUUGUUGGUACUGCUGCCUGUGACAUAUCUAGACACUUUAUUCAACGCUGGAAUCAAAUACGAUUCAGGAAAAUAAGGUCUGCACCAAAAGGAAGUGGAAAACGGAUUUUUCAACGUCUCGUACCUGGCUUGUUACCAUCACACCCAUGUUCUCCAUGGACUGAAACAAAGUUGUCAACGAUCCUUGUAGACCCAAGGCAAUCUGCAGUGUGUACUGUACAAGCUCUGCGAAGUGUUGCUAACUGGUCGUUAGGAGUUCAAUCGGGAGAUAAAAAAGGUUUCCGUAAAGCUUUCCGCAGAUUAUUUCAUCAAAACUUGCCUAGUCGGUACAAAAAUAACAUUGAUCUCGAUGAAACCAAAGAACAAAUUGGAUUAGAAAAGUCGGUUCUAAAUGCUUACAUUGAUAUGAUAAACCAGGCAGAAAACUUUAUAUAUAUUGAAAACCAGUAUUUUAUCAGCUACAUCCUAGGAUCACAAGAAGAUCAACACAGUGAUGAAGAUCUUGAAAGCGAAAAAAAUUCUACAAUUGAAAAAAGUCCUUAUGGACAAGCAUCUGAUCACCUUCAACCUAGUAACUCUAAUGCUUUGGUCAAAAAUCGCAUAUGUGAAGCCAUUUACCUUCGUAUUUUACGAGCUUAUAACGAAGGAAAACUCUUCCGUGUUUUCAUAAUGCUCCCUUCACUUACCGCGUUCAAAGGUGAAGUUGGGACUUCAUCUGGGACGUACAUACAUGCAAUUUUACACUAUACACGACAAAGCUUGUUUACAGGUGAACAUGCUUUAAUUCCCCGGUUGAAACAUGUUUUACCGAAUCCUGAAGACUAUGUUUCUAUAUGUAGCUUAAGAAAUUAUGACGAAUGGCCUGAUGGUUCUAUAAGAACAGAACUAAUUUACAUUCACAGCAAAGUUAUGAUUGUUGACGACAAGAAGAUGGUUUUGGGAUCAGCUAAUAUAAAUGAUCGAAGCAUGUUAGGAUUUCGUGAUAGUGAAUUGGGUAUUAUAAUCGAAAGUAACUCAGACAAUGACUUAAUUGAGGGAAAGCUUGGAAAUACAUGUGCAAAAGUACAUCCAUUUAUACAAAGAUUUCGCAGAAGUUUGAUGGCUGAAUUCCUUGGAAUGUUGCCAAAGAUUCCAAAAGAAUACAAAAUGUGUGUGCAUCAUGACCUGUUAGAUGACCCAGUGUCAAAUGAAUUUUUCCACGACGUUUGGAAUGCAACUGCUGUUAACAACGGAGAGAUUUUCGAGAAAGUUUUUAAUUGCAUACCUGGCUCAGGCUUGUUAACCUUUCGACAGUGCGCUGAAAGGAGAAAUGAAGUCCCAUUAAUUGUCAGUGAUCGUGAAAAAGCAAUUGAGUUACUUAAAAAUGUAAGAGGCUACUUAGUACCAUUUUAUUCUGAUUUCCUUGCGGACGAAUCACUAGUAUGUCCAGUAGGAAGUAUUGAACGAAUGAUUCCAGAAGUAAUUUGGACAUGA
Schistosoma mattheei is the source of this 3477-nucleotide messenger RNA. The record is from the annotation of a GenBank genome assembly. Lineage: Eukaryota; Metazoa; Platyhelminthes; Trematoda; Strigeidida; Schistosomatidae.